CUAUCUGGGUCAUUGUAAUUCUAGGGGAAUGCCUCUGGGCCUUUUCGGCUCCUCCUCAAAACCACAGCCACUAACCAGCCUCGAUAGCGGUGGCUAUAAAGAGAGGAAGGAUUCGUCGGAGAAGGAUGGACGUGGCACUGUACUUCGACUCGAGAAUACUACCGUCACUAUUGAAAAGAAACUGGCGGAAGGGGGAUUUGCGAUUGUCUAUCUGGUCAGUGACAAGCAAAAUCGUUUCUAUGCGCUAAAGCGGCAAUUCAUCAAUGAUGAUAACAAGCAGGUUGAAGCAUGUCGCCGAGAAUCUCAGAUUGUUAGUAGCUUGAAAGGCCACAAAAAUAUUGUUAGCUAUGUGGAUCACUUACUCGCCAAGAACAAAUCUGGAAUCUACGAUUAUAUGCUUUUGACAGCCUAUUACAAGACGAGUGUACUUCAACUCAUGAACGAUCGCCUUGCAGUAGGGCAGAGUCUGCGGUCCAGUGAAGUUCUAUCAAUAUUCUGCGAUAUGUGCGAGGCUGUUGCUAGACUGCAUCACUCCGUGACACCAAUUAUUCAUCGUGAUUUGAAGGUGGAAAAUAUUCUGAUUGAUGAGCGAAAUAGGGCGGGACCCCCGCUUUAUGUCUUAUGUGACUUUGGGAGCGCCACUACGAAAAUAUUAUGUAGCAAUAAUUACUCCAUAAGUUUUAUUCAAGAUGAAAUUGAGAAAUACACCACCCUAAGCUAUAGAUCUCCCGAAAUGAUUGACCUAUAUUGCGGAAAACCGAUAGGCACUAAAUCUGAUACUUGGGCAAUGGGUGUCAUGCUCUAUAAGUUAUGCUAUUUCUGCCUUCCUUUUGGUGAAUCAGCUAUGGCUAUUCAAAAUGGAGCGUUCACGUUUCCCAACGAGCCUAGUCAUCCAGAUUCGAUCAAGACCAUCAUAAAGUGUCUGCUGAAUGCAGACAUAGAAAAACGGCCUAGCAUUUACCAGUGUUCAACUUUGGCAUUCGCUGCAGCUGAGAGAGUUUGUCCAGUCCGUAACGUUAGAGGAUGUCGCAAACCGUCCCUCACAACUGCGAUGCAAUGCUUUCGUUCUGGCGUAGCAUCUAUGUUUGAGGACGAACCAGAAGAUCAAGUUGAUUACGUCAGCUCCACGCAGCAAGUUGACACAGCUACUAUCGUUUCACUUGCUCCGGAUCGUCUGCUAGGAAACGUAUGUGCGCAAACCACUUCGGUGCAACCUCGAUUACGUCCAAAACCCUCUGCUAGCGCCGGUGCCGUUCCAUUCAUCGUUGCAGAUCCAAAGGUGCUGCCUUCUUUUGGAGCUCCUGAUAGUAGUGCAGUAGGUGAGCCGAGAAGCAGCUGUCAAGAAAAGUUGAGUUCGACCAAAGCUACGGUGUUGCCUUCUGAUCUCGGUUUCACAGAUCUUGAAGUAGCGAUACCGUCUCCAGACUUGCACGAGAUAGUUGAAUCAUCACGAGGAAGCGCCAAUGCAAACCCAUUUGAGCAACUUCAAAAUGCUCCAUCUACUUGGCCUUCACCUCCUCCUGAAGAGUCAACUUCAUCCACCACUUCUUUGCCUCUGUCUGGAAAAGAAGCGAAAGCAGCAGUUGUGCAGUCUCAUCGAAGGAACACAAGCGACACUUCGCACAUAAUACGUAGCGCCUUCAAACCGUAUAGUCAAUGGAAAGGGACCGAACCGCUCUCAUAUAAUCAAACGUCGGUGUCCAGCACGGGUUUAGACAAUGUUUCUUCGUCCAAGAAUGAAGAAUGCUGGAAUCCCUUCCUCGCAGCUCCUUUUGGAAGCAGUCAGACAAUGGAUGAUAGUCAUUUCGGGAAGUGCUUCGACGAGUUGCCACGAAAGAGUGAAAAGGAAAAAGAAAUGACUGAUUCAACGCGUGAUAUCGACCAGUGCUCAAUAGACUCCAUGGAUCCAUUCGGUGCUGCACCUUUUGAUCCGCCCUGUUGUGAGGACGCUAAUUUAGAAGAUGAAGCAGAAUUGGCUACCAAAGAAAAAGAUGAUGGAGAUUCUGUGGGAUCAGCAUCCGAUCUGCGCGGACGCGCAGUGGAUGAAGACAGUGAACAGGAUGAACAGCGAAUGGUUGCACGACGACGUUUCAGCUAUGAAAAUAUUGAUGGAGUAGGUGAUGAUGCAAGCAGUGACAGCCGCGGGCGCACAGAUCACGACAGUACUGAUGAAAUCAGUAAGAAUGAAGAGGAAUCAUCUUUUGACGAGUUUAACGGCGAUUGCGAGUCCUCGCAACACACCGAUGUAGCGGGUGCAAGUGACGAUGAUGGCACUGGUAGUCGACCACUUCUCGAGGAUGAUGCUCUUGAUGAUGAUGAAGAAGAAAUCUUCGACGGGCUUUCUUCAUCACAAGAACAACAGCUCCAAGAUGCCACCAAAUCCUUGUUCAUUAAUGCAGACUUUGACGCUGUUGCUUCGCGAAGAAACACAAACCCUUUUCUUGUGUCUGCUUCGGACGAAACUCCCAAAAUUUCACCAAUAAUGGAACAGUCUAUGCCUCCUGUUAGUGUAUCUUCGAUUUGGAUAGGUAAGGAGAAUGCUACAGUUGCUCCUGGAUUUAGCGAUGUGCAACCAACAUACUUCCCGCCUAGGUUCGUUCCUCCACCGCCCAAUCCUGUUAGUUAUACUUAUGCUCCCGCUACUCUUCCCCGCCAGUCAACUCCACUAACGGCAACACCACGUGCUGUACCGAGGCUACCAAUCCCUAUGGAUACCAUGAUAAUGGAGUCGUCUCGAACAAUGCCCUCUGUACCUGUUAUCCCUACACAACCUGUUAUUUCUCAUUCGUUUUAUCAGACGCCUGCGUCGAUACAUGUACCAGCACCUGGUCCUAUCUUCACAAAUAUUCCUUCCACUUUUGUUGAACCGGUUCCUCCUCCACCCAUCCCGCUCAAGCCUUCCUUCCCCGCCUUUACCGAACAUACCGAGGAUUUGAAACCAAAUCCUCCUUGCACAGUCAAAAACGUCGGUCCCGAUUUUAUUGAAGGUCCCAAAACACCCAAGCCGAAGAAAAGCAAAGAGAAAGACAAAAAACGGAUUGAUGUUCCGUUUAGCGGAAGUGAAGUAGAAACGGAUGGAAGUGAAGCCGAAAUGAUGUGCACGAGUACGUCAAGCGAGAAGGCUAUGUCAAAGAAGAAGAGGAAGUCUUUUGGGCUACUUGGCUCGAAUCCCUCUGUUGCUCCACUAGAUAUGAAGCUAUCUAAUGCACCAACUACAGCUUUGAAGAAAUCAUCUGGCAAAAAGUCCUCUACUUCUGCGAGCUCGUCACGCAAGGCUAGUGGUGUACUGAAUGCGAGUUUUGUGAACAGCUCGUUCCUGGCUGAGGAUCUUGAGUCUCCUCCAAAGCAGCACACACUUCGUCUUUGAGAGUAAUAUAUUUCUAUCAUCGCAUCUCCAGUUUAGUUUGAUUCAGUCUCCUGCCAAGAGUUAUAACCUUAUUAUCGUUCAGCUUUUCUUAUCUGCAUUCACUAUCUUGCAUCAGUAUUACUGUCUUUUCAAACUGAAUUGCAAGAACGAUGCUCUUGGUCUGAAUUCUCGUGUACACUAACUAUCUAUACAUAACUAGUUAAUUAUACACCCGUUCGCUUCAUAGCAGAAGUAGUCUUUCACUUUUGUUGUACGCUUUACAGUAUUUCCUAACUUAUUAUGCUUGUCACUCACAUGCAAAGAAACAGUUUUCAUUACAUAUCUUUUCCUUAUUAUCACAAUUUUUUUCUCUCGUUGUCUUCUCAAUGAUGUCUUGAGCACUGCCAUGUGCAGUUUUAGACUUAUUGUGGCAUAAUGUUAUAGAGCGUAGCAGGUUCCGUUUCUCAUUCUCCCGGUAUGUACUACAUAUAUUUUUCGAAUAUGUGAUCUGCUUUGAGUCAGUUUUUUUUUCGAUUGUACACAUCUUAGACCAUAAUAAUAGGUUGUUUCCAUAUUUUUUGUUUUUUGUCCCAUGGUCAAGAAAUUAUCAAAAGUCUGGAAACAUCCUUGCCCUAAAGGUAACCGGUGUUGGAAUUUUUUGUGCCUAGUCGGUAUGAAUCCCAACGUAAUUUGUUCACUUAAAUCUAUAUCCGUUAAAUCUAGAAACUGAAUGUUGCCCACUCUCUUCUUUUUAAUUGUGCUGUUAUGAAUCUGUAAAAUGCAAUCCUUCACAAAUUCACUGGCUGAUUAUACUUGUAAUGCUUUAACAAUAUCAGUUGACGAACAGGUCAUGUAGUUACUGCACCCAAAAAAUAAAUUUUCCGAUCUGGCUC
Messenger RNA from Cylicocyclus nassatus, 4239 nucleotides. Lineage: Eukaryota; Metazoa; Nematoda; Chromadorea; Rhabditida; Strongylidae. The record is from the annotation of a GenBank genome assembly.